Molecule: messenger RNA, 1491 nt
Organism: Cladophialophora yegresii CBS 114405
Lineage: Eukaryota; Fungi; Ascomycota; Eurotiomycetes; Chaetothyriales; Herpotrichiellaceae
Exons: 1
Coding region: 1-1491 (496 amino acids)
Source: RefSeq, a predicted model, not a curated record
AUGGGAAGGUUGAGGGCAGCAGAGUGUCUCUUGGUCGCCUUGCUGGCUGUCUCUUGUCUUCCAAUAUCGACAGUCGCUCUCUGUCUCAAUUAUCUGUAUCUGUUCCUUUUCGGUCGCAACUCCAUUCACAAACGACUCAGAAAUGUGACCGGCUUCAAGCCCAAGACCAUUCUGAUCACCGGAGUCAACACGCCCCAUGGGUUGAAAUUGGCAAGAGCUUUUCAUUACACUGGUCACAGAGUUGUGGGUGCGGAUUACGAGCCUGGGCCGCUCCCGCUUCAGGUUCGGUUUUCGAAUGCGUUGAGCCAAUUUCACAAAUUGCCAGGUGAGACGCCGGGAUCGCAGGAGGAUGGAUACGUGGCGCGUGUGGUGCACAUGGUCGAGCAUGAGGGUGCCGACUUGUGGAUCAACUGCUCAAACAGUGCAAUCCACGGCAUGGAGGCGCAAGCAAGCGAUGCGGUCGAACAGCAUACUAAGUGCCAAUGCUUCGCGCUGCGGACGAAAAACAUGCCGUACUUUGCCAGUCGAGAGGCAUUUCUCAAGUACUUGGCGAGUCAGGGACUGCCUGUUCCAGAGUCAUAUCAGGUCACUUCGCGAGCUGAGAUACACAAAGUGCUAAGUAAAGCACGAGGGAGCCGCAGAUACCUCCUCGAGAGCCUCGACCAAGAGGGAGUCAAUGCCAACAUAGCCAGGACGAUGCUUCCGAGCAGGACCAUCAGCCAGACGUAUGACACUGUCUCACGUAUAACCAUCGCCAAUACUACGCCCUGGAAACUGGAACAGGACAUCAACGGAUUGGAAAGAUACUCCACGUUUGCGAUUAUUGUCAAAGGCUCGGUAAGGGCUUUUGUCGCCAGCCGCUCUCUACGACCCGGCUGCUAUCAAGUGUUGGACUCGAAGUCCGCUCUGCAUCAUGCCAUGUUACGCUUCGUUCACACGUUUGCACGUAAACAAGGCCCUGAGUUCACCACUCAUCUCGGCUUCGAGUUCUGUGUCGAUGAGCAAGCUACUGAAUCGGGCGUGUUUCAAUCCAUCCUGCCGGUUCAAGUCUCCAUUGGCGCUAACGCCGCUAUGCAGCUGUUCUACGGAAUGGGUGGCUCAGUCCCAUUGGCCAGAGCCUAUCUAUCGCUCUUUGCUGCUGAGGAGGUCAACACCAAUGGAAGGAUCACGAGGCCAACGCCAGCUAUUAUACAACAAGAAGUGCUACCGGAUGACGUAGCAAUUCCCGAUACGGGGAUGCCUGGAAUCUAUGAUCUUGGUCAGGAUUUGCUCGACUUGUGCCUCGAGCCAUUGCGCGACUUCUUCAUGUUCAGGAGCAGCCUGAUCGAGUUGAUGAGACACAUAUUUGAGCUUCUUAGCCACUUGAUCCUCUGGAGAGAAAAUACAUACGACUUCCAGGACCCUUUGCCUUUCUGGGUGUCCUACCAAGUAUAUGUUCCGCUGCGCCUCAUCAGAAGUACCCUAUUUCCAGACAACAAGCAGCCCGGUUGA